This is a messenger RNA of Pezoporus occidentalis (night parrot), 776 nucleotides long. RefSeq names its product dual specificity phosphatase 28 (gene DUSP28). Gene Ontology annotation, molecular function: MAP kinase tyrosine/serine/threonine phosphatase activity. Bases 1 to 483 code for a protein of 160 amino acids. Gene Ontology annotation, cellular component: cytoplasm. Gene Ontology annotation, biological process: protein dephosphorylation. The transcript is spliced from 2 exons. Lineage: Eukaryota; Metazoa; Chordata; Aves; Psittaciformes; Psittacidae. The record is from RefSeq and is a predicted model, not a curated record.
AUGCUGCAGCUCAGCCAGGUCACCACGUCGCUGCUCAUCAGCAACGCGCGGGCAGCCUGCAACGAGGACCUGCUCACGCGAGAGGGAGUCACCUUCUGCGUUAAUGUCACCAGGCAGCAGCCCUUCCCCGGCCUCCCGCAGGUCCGGGGCAUGCGAGUGCCGGUGUUCGAUGACCCGGCUGAAGACCUGUACCAGUACUUUGAGCAGUGCACUGACGCUAUAGAAGAGGCUGUGAGGAGUGGUGGGAAGUGCCUGGUCUACUGCAAGAACGGCCGCAGCCGGUCCGCUGCUAUCUGCACUGCUUAUCUGAUGAGACACGGAAAGCUCCCGCUCAAGGAUGCGUUCGAGACUGUGAAGACUGCCAGACCAGUAGCAGAACCCAAUGCAGGAUUUUGGUCUCAGCUGCAGAGAUAUGAAGAAGAUUUGCAGAUACCAAAGCAGUCUGACCACGUGAGCAAACAGCUUAAAAAUAGCAGCAUGUGAAAAGUUUUAAAGAGAAUUAAGUAGCUUGCAAUAGAUUUAAACAAACAGGAAGAAAACCGCUUCAUAUAUCACCUGUACAUAAAACACCUUCCUCCCCAAACUGAGCUGAUGGUUCAUUAAAAGCAUUCAGAGCAUUACUGUUGAAGGUGCAUGCAGAAUAAGCAGGGAGAAACAGCAGAAACAGAAAAUGGUUGGAAGGCCUGUAAACAAACCAGACGAUGGCACGGUAUCUUCAGCAUUUAUUUUCACCUGAAUGAUACUGAAUGCAAUAACAUAUUGAAUGAAUGAGUUAA